Rubroshorea leprosula is the source of this 1169-nucleotide messenger RNA. The record is from the annotation of a GenBank genome assembly. NCBI's taxonomy places the organism in Eukaryota, Viridiplantae, Streptophyta, Magnoliopsida, Malvales, Dipterocarpaceae.
ACCACCACCAGACAAGCAGGACUAUGACUGACUGAUUAUCCCCAUCUAAUCAUUCGAACUCAAUGUCUAUCUCCAUGGCAACUCUAUCUCCCAACCUCCACUUUACCUGCAGACGGACCCUGUUUCUCGGCCCCAAGAGACCUCACUACCUCCUUCUUUCCACCCCAAAGUCUUUACCUGAAAAUGGAGCUGGAAUUUCUGUUUCAGCUGCCGCUGUUGAAGACUCAAGACCCCAAACGAAGGUCUCGGAGCUCAAGGAGGCUGCGGAGAGUUCUGCCUUGCCAAACGGGGUUCCGACUGCAUCGGAACUCAAGGCGGUGAGCACUUUUGAGGACCCCAAGUGGGUUGAAGGUACUUGGGAUUUGCAGCAGUUCAAGAAAGAAGGGAAGAUUGAUUGGGAUGCCAUAAUUGACGCUGAGGCUAGGAGGAGAAAAUGGCUUGAGAAUAACCCAGAAUCAACCAGUAAUGAUGACCCUGUUCUUUUUGAUACCUCCAUCAUACCUUGGUGGGCAUGGAUGAAGAGGUUCCAUUUACCUGAAGCGGAAUUACUUAAUGGCCGUGCAGCAAUGAUAGGGUUCUUCAUGGCUUAUCUGGUUGACAGCUUGACUGGAGUUGGUCUGGUUGAUCAAAUGGGCAACUUCUUUUGCAAGACUUUAUUGUUUGUUGCUGUAGUGGGAGUUCUUCUCAUUCGAAAGAUCGAGGACAUAGAAAACCUUAAGAAGCUGAUUGAAGAGACUACCUUUUAUGACAAGCAAUGGCAAGCAACCUGGCAAGAUGACAACUCUGGCAGUCCCAAGAAUGACUAGGAGAAUUGCAAUUCUUGGUUUGUCAUUUUAGCCUUUUACAUUCUCUCUCUUUCCCCACUUAUUUUUAUUGCAAGUCUCCCAUUUUGUGAAGAAGCAGGAUGUUAGUCGCUUUUCACUCCAAAAUGUUCACUUGAGUUUUUGUUGUUAUAUUGCUAAUGAGAUGUUUGCAUAUUAAGAUGUAAGCAGGUGGUAGCGUACCAUCAUGCCUUACCUAGUUAUUUAACAUUUGGAGCAGCUAUUGCUUGCUCUUAUUUAUAGCAUAUAAGGAUCAUUGUCUUGUUAUCUCAUUUUUUUGGAUUUGAGAAAGAGAAGAUUUGCAGAGGGCUGGAUGGAUACUUGAAUGAUUAAAUCACUCCCAAUUCU